Molecule: messenger RNA, 1461 nt
Organism: Pyrus x bretschneideri (Chinese white pear)
Lineage: Eukaryota; Viridiplantae; Streptophyta; Magnoliopsida; Rosales; Rosaceae
Exons: 7
Coding region: 351-1166 (271 amino acids)
Biological process (GO): protein ubiquitination
Cellular component (GO): membrane
Molecular function (GO): zinc ion binding; ubiquitin-protein transferase activity
Source: RefSeq, a predicted model, not a curated record
ACAUGAACAUCUUGCACAAUUAGAGAGAGAGAGAGGGAGAGAGAGAGAGAGAGAGUUGUAUUAACGCCACUAACUUAGAACACACAUGUUAAUUAGUCUUGGAUUAAGAUGCAAUACUAUUUGUGUCUUGUGAAUUGAACUCCCACAAACAAGUCACUCAAUCUCUUGGCUUCCAGGAUACCCUAACUUCUUCGUGUAAGUCUCAGAUUCUUCCUUCCCUGUUUUCUUGAUGCCUUUGAGGCCUUGGUUUUCAUAAAGGUAUCAACUUUCUGGCUCUCACUUUGUUCUCUUUUCUGGGGGGUUUCCUUGAAACAUUGUGAAUUCCUCUGUUUGUUGUGGAGAUUUUAAGGAUGGGGGAGCACUUUGUAUUGUUGGUGGAUCGAUUGAUCACUGAAACCACGCUAGAAGCUGCGAUCGAGAGCAGAAACAGAUCGAUGCAAGCCGCAUCCUCAGCGCUCGAAGAUAGGAAAAUCGAUGUCCCUUGUCAGAAAAUCGAUUUUAAAGAUGUCUCUUCCCCUCGUGGGAAGCUAGCAGAAUGCAGGAUAUGCCAGGAUGAAGAUCAGGAUUCAAACAUGGAGACACCGUGCUCUUGUUGUGGCAGCUUAAGGUACGCCCACAGAAGAUGUGUACAGAGGUGGUGUAAUGAAAAAGGUGACACAGUUUGUGAGAUAUGCCAUCAGCAAUUCAAGCCUGGUUACACAGCUCCUCCUCCGCUGUUUCAAUUGGGGCGUAUACCUAUGAACUUCAGGGGAAACUGGGAGAUUUCGAGAAGGGACAGUCCGCGAAUCAUAGCAAUGGUUGCAACUGAUCGUGAUUAUCUUAACCCUGGCUAUGAUGAUUACUCAGCUUCUACUGCAAGAAAUGUGUGCUGCUGUCGUUGGCUCGCUUUCAUUUUCAUGGUUCUGCUUAUUCUCCGGCAUACGCUUCCUCUCAUCAUCAGCGGAAACAAAGAGUACUCUCUCCCACUUGUUAUGUUGUUACUAUUACGAACUGUUGGGAUUGUCUUGCCAAUCUAUGCAACGUUGAUGGCAGUAACUGCUCUUCAGCGUCGGCGAAGCCACCAAGAUCUUUCGAGUUCAUCAGCAACCUCCUCAGAUGAAGAAACAGAGCCAACUAUCCUGCAGCUUGAGCCGGAGCCCCAGCCCCAUUUCAUUCGUGUUCGCUAAAUUCAGUCCAACACCAGCAAAUCGAAGUGAUAAAUUCGAAAAUAAGAAUCUGGUAUUGGCUUUGUGAUCAUAAGGAGAAAGAAAGUUUCAGCAAGAGGCAUCAAUCAAGGCCGAAAAAGAAUGGAUCGAAAUCCGCCUGCAAGGCUGACAAAUCAAUACUACUGUAUAUAAACAGAAAUUAUACUGAGAAAAUACUAGUCAAGCAACCAAAGCUGACAAAUCAUAUGUAAGUUGGAAUGUAAAUACUACCAACAUUCAAAAGAAACUGAAUAGUAUAUCAUCUUUUUACAUUCAA